Molecule: messenger RNA, 648 nt
Organism: Sclerotinia sclerotiorum 1980 UF-70
Lineage: Eukaryota; Fungi; Ascomycota; Leotiomycetes; Helotiales; Sclerotiniaceae
Exons: 5
Coding region: 1-648 (215 amino acids)
Biological process (GO): acetyl-CoA biosynthetic process
Cellular component (GO): cytosol
Molecular function (GO): acetyl-CoA synthetase activity
Source: RefSeq, a predicted model, not a curated record
AUGUCUGAAGGAAAAGUAAAACCAUCUACUCCAGUAGUAGCAGAAGCUCAUGAUGUCGACACUUUCCAUCCUCCGCAAAAGAUGUUUGCCAAGCAUCCAAGCAAACCUCACUUAAGUGGACUCGAUGAAUACAAGAAACUCUACGAUGAAUCGAUCAAGGAGCCCAACAAGUUCUGGGGAAGAAUGGCCCGUGAGCUUUUAACCUGGCAAAAGGAUUUUGAGACCGUUCACAGUGGAUCGUUAGCAGGCGGCGACAAUGCUUGGUUCCUAGAGGGUCAAUUAAAUGCUUCUUACAAUUGUGUUGAUCGUCAUGCAAUUAAGAAUCCAGACAAACCAGCCAUCAUCUACGAAGCCGACGAGACUACCGAUGGUCGUACUCUUACAUACGCGGAACUCCUUCGAGAAGUCUGCAGAACAGCAUAUGUUCUCAAACAAAUGGGUGUCAAGAAGGGAGAUACUGUUGCGAUAUACUUGCCCAUGAUUCCAGAAGCUGUUAUUGCGUUCUUGGCUUGUUCGCGUAUUGGUGCAGUUCACUCUGUUGUCUUUGCUGGUUUCUCCUCCGAUUCCCUCAGAGACAGAGUUAUUGAUGCUCAAUCGAAAGUUGUUAUUACCUCGGAUGAGGACGUACCGGUGCCGAUGUUCCAAUGA